This is a messenger RNA of Colius striatus (speckled mousebird), 1240 nucleotides long. It is a transcript of the gene CXXC4, whose product is annotated as CXXC finger protein 4. Gene Ontology annotation, molecular function: methyl-CpG binding; zinc ion binding. Gene Ontology annotation, cellular component: nucleus. Lineage: Eukaryota; Metazoa; Chordata; Aves; Coliiformes; Coliidae. Bases 41 to 1240 code for a protein of 399 amino acids. The record is from RefSeq and is a predicted model, not a curated record. The transcript has a single exon.
GUCCCUGUCCCUCUUACCCGCCCCCACCCCCUCGGCCACCAUGAACACCAACGUGUGCGUGGAGAGCGGCCCCAACCCCGAGGCGCCGGGGCUGCCCAAGGACAGCCACCUGCCCGAGGGGGCCCUCAACAGCCUUGUGGAUUACAACUCGGAGAUGGAGAGGUACCGCUCCUUCGCCACCUUCUACAAGACCAACGGCGGCGCUUUCCCGCAGGCGGCCAAGAUCGCCCGCAUCACCACCCCCAUCUUCCCCAGCGCCGCCGCCGCUGCCGCCGCCCGCAUCGGCAUGUCCCCCUGGAACUGCGACACCGCCACGGCCGCCGCCGCCACCGCCAUGCUCUGGGGCAGCGGCGGCGGCGGCGGCGGCGGCGCGGCGGGCGGCGCGAGGAAGCCCUCCUCCGCCGCCGCCUCCGCCUCCGCGGCCGCCGCCGCCGCCUCCUCGCUGCACGCCGGCAGGGGCGGCAUGCACCACCGGAGCGACUCGCAGCGGCUGGGCAAGCCCGGCUGCCCGCCGGCCGAGCAGCCCGCCCUGCCCAUGGCGAACGGCAACUUCCUCUCCACCCUCUCCCCCGAGCACUGCCGGCCGCUGGCCGGCGAGUGCAUGAACAAGCUCAAGUGCGGCGCCGCCGAAGCCGAGAUCAUGAACCUCCCCGAGCGCGUCGGCACCUUCUCGGCCAUCCCGGCGCUGGGCGGCCUCUCCCUGCCCCCCGGGGUCAUCGUCAUGACGGCCCUACACUCCCCCGCCGCGGCCUCGGCCGCCGUCACAGACAGCGCCUUCCAGAUCGCCAACCUGGCGGACUGCCCGCAGAGCCACGCCUCGGCCUCGCCCGCCUCCGCCCUGGGCGCCGCCGCCGGCGCGGGGGGCGGUGGAGGCGGCGGCGGAGGGGGGGCCGGCGGCGGCGGCGGCGGCAGCGGCGGCAGCGGGGCCGGGGCCGGGGCGGGAAACCCCGCCAAGAAGAAGCGGAAACGCUGCGGGGUGUGCGUGCCCUGCAAGCGGCUCAUCAACUGUGGAGUCUGCAGCAGUUGCAGGAACCGCAAAACGGGACACCAGAUCUGCAAAUUUAGGAAAUGUGAAGAGCUUAAGAAAAAACCGGGCACUUCGCUAGAGGUCAGAGGAGAUGAUUUCUUUUUCCCCAGCCUCCCGCCGUCCCUCCUCAACCCCCUGCCCCCUCCCCUCCAGUGCUUCUUGUCUAGCUUCAAGAUGCAGCAUCCCUUUUCCGAGGCCUCCUUCAGGCUCUGA